This is a messenger RNA of Lichtheimia ornata, 789 nucleotides long. RefSeq lists its product as uncharacterized. Lineage: Eukaryota; Fungi; Mucoromycota; Mucoromycetes; Mucorales; Lichtheimiaceae. The record is from RefSeq and is a predicted model, not a curated record. The transcript has a single exon. Bases 1 to 789 code for a protein of 262 amino acids.
AUGGAUUAUGAUCAGCUACCUGGAGUCAAUCCUGGACCACCUAUGGAUGAAUGGCGUAUUACAUCAACACGAGGCGAUAGUGUGCUAUUCAACUUUAGACGGCAUGUGAGCGACUAUACCGCAGCAUUGGCACUCAUUCGAGAAAGCUUUUGCGAGACACAAGUUGUAGCAGCAAGACAAGUGUACGCUCCACAUCCAAAUGAGGAUUGGAUUAUUGUUGAAGUGCUCUUUACUGAAGAGGAUGAAGGAGUUGCACGUAUGGAUGCCAUCGCACAUGGGAUUCGAUUAUCACCAAACAAAGAAAACGGCUUGAGUGAAGUUGAGCAUGACGUGGUCUAUGGAUUGCCUUCAUGCACUGGAAUGCGAUAUAUGGCACUUGGGAUUACCAACAUGGAACUACAACCACCCGCAGCCGCGUAUGCAUCAUAUAAUGCACUUUCCAGAGCCGUGGAUCAAUAUGGUCGUGGUAAUCUCGUCAAACAUAUAUGGCUGCAUGAACAACAUGACAUGUAUGAUGGAUGUGCGACAAUCAUAUUGAAUGAAUUCAGUACAAUGAGUUUGCACUCGAUCCAGCAACGAUGGAUUUAUGAUCGUCGAUUCCCGAAUACAUGUGUCGUUCGAAUUUGGCCUGUCGGAUGCUUCUUUUGCUGUGAUGUAUGUCGUACUCUCGAUCAUCAUGACACCAGAGAUCAUGCACCCGUUGUCUUGCAUCAGCAUACUCAAACAAGUGAAGCAUCCUCUUCUUCCUCCUCGUGCUCUUCGUCUGUAUACGCCAUGUCACCUGAUUGA